Ochotona curzoniae (black-lipped pika) is the source of this 1158-nucleotide messenger RNA. It is a transcript of the gene GDF1, whose product is annotated as growth differentiation factor 1. Gene Ontology annotation, biological process: SMAD protein signal transduction; BMP signaling pathway. The transcript has 4 exons. Gene Ontology annotation, molecular function: growth factor activity; cytokine activity. Bases 1 to 1158 code for a protein of 385 amino acids. Lineage: Eukaryota; Metazoa; Chordata; Mammalia; Lagomorpha; Ochotonidae. The record is from RefSeq and is a predicted model, not a curated record. Gene Ontology annotation, cellular component: extracellular region.
AUGCUGCUGCCCGCUCCCAGCCGCGCCCGGGGCCUGCUCCUGCUGCUGGCGUUGCUGCUGCGCUCGCCGGCCCCCGCGGGCGCCCCCGGCCCCGACCCCGGCCCCGACCCCGGCCCCGAUCCCGGCCCCGGCCUCGACCCCGGCCCCGACCCUGAGCCAGACCCCAGCCCCGAGCCAGACCCCGGCCCCCGCCCCGGCCCCGCAGCCCUGCUCCGCGCCCUCGGGCUCCGCGACGCGCCCCGCGCCGCCCCCACGCGCCGGCCCGUCCCCCCGAUCAUGUGGCGCCUCUUCCGCCGCCGGGCCCCCCGGGAGGCCGGGGCCAGCACCCCGCGGCGGCCGUGCCACGUGGACGAGCUGGGGGUCGCCGGCAACAUCGUGCGCCACAUCGCGGACCCCGGUGCACCGGCGCGGACCGCGUGGCCCGCCGCGCCCGCGGGGCCGUGUCCCGAGUGGACCGUGCUCUUCGACCUGGCGGCCGUGGACCCCGCCGAGCGGCUGAGCCGCGCCCGCCUGGACCUGCGCUUCGCGGCGGCGACCCCGGCCCUGGCCCCGGCGGGCGGCUGGGAGCUGAGCGUGGCCGGGCCCGCCUCCCCGCCGCUGCGCCAGCCGGUGUCCGGCCUGGAGCGCCCGGUGCGCGCCGAGCUGCCCGCCGCCUGGGCCCGCAACGCCUCGGCGCCCCGCAGCCUGCGCCUGGGGCUGGCCCUGCGCGCCCGGGAGCCCGCGGCCUGCGCGCGCCUGGCCGAGGCGGCGCUGCUGCUGGUGAGCCUGGACGCGCGCCGCUGUCCCGCGCCGGGCCGGGCCAGGCGCCAGGCGGAGCCCGGGGGAGCCGGGGGGCCCGGGGGACGCUGCCGCGCGCGCCGCCUCUACCUGAGCUUCCGCGAGGUGGGCUGGCACCGCUGGGUCAUCGCGCCGCGCGGCUUCCUGGCCAACUUCUGCCAGGGCGGCUGCGCGCUGCCCGCGCCCGGGGGCCCGCCGGCGCUCAACCACGCGGUGCUGCGGGCGCUCAUGCUGCACGCGGCGCCCGGCGGUGCGGGCGGCCCGGCCUGCUGCGUGCCCGCGCGCCUCUCGCCCAUCUCCGUGCUCUUCUUCGACAACAGCGACAACGUGGUGCUGCGCCACUACGAGGACAUGGUGGUGGACGAGUGCGGCUGCCGCUGA